CCGCGUCCUGUUCUUUCGCCCACCAUGUCCACCGAUACUGACAUUUCUCCUCGUGUCAACUCUGCACACAUGCAGCGCUUCAUCGGAAAGACAGUCAGACUGCCAUGCAAAAUCAAAACUUAUUCGAGCGAUGGAGGGAGCGCUACAGUAACGACAAGCGAUGAUGGGGAAGUUGUGGUUCACCUUAUACCAGACGCAGAGAUUACCGCGACUUACGCCGAGUUCAUUGGUACGGUGGUGGAUGCUGGUACGCUUAAGAUGAUGGCAGUGGUGGGGAUGGGCGAAGAUCUUGAUAUGGCCCUCGUCAACAAGGUCAUCGAAGUUAUCCACGACAAAAGAUUUUUCGAAAGAAUCUUCUCAUAGUUUUCAGCAACUCGAUCAACACUUGGCAUCUUGUAUCAAUAUGGCUUUAUCUGCAAUGCUCAUAACUUAUUCGUCCGCUGCAAUGAAGGUCUGCUAGGAACCCAUUCCAAUGUCCAUAGUGAAUAGACGACGUCGGGACGUCAGACAACGAAGCAUAUUCAAUCACGAAUCUCACUCCACUUUAAAGACACUUAUUUAUUGCCUAUACCCUCAAUUCAAGGUUAUGCAUUUCUGCCUGCCCGUAUUCCUUUUACUUAUUCGCGGAUCGUUAUGGAUCCGGAGGGUAAUCACUGGUAGGGAUGCCCCGACUUAAUAUUUAGGCAUAGUACCCAGUUACAUGCGUAGUCUGGAGACGGUUUAAUCGUCUCGCCUCCGACAGGUAAACACCGACUCGUCUUCGGUAGCACUGGAAAUUUUCGCUGUGUCACUAUCCUAUUCGGUUCCCAG
This is a messenger RNA of Guyanagaster necrorhizus, 810 nucleotides long. RefSeq names its product replication factor A protein 3. Gene Ontology annotation, biological process: double-strand break repair via homologous recombination; mismatch repair; DNA replication. The transcript has 4 exons. NCBI's taxonomy places the organism in Eukaryota, Fungi, Basidiomycota, Agaricomycetes, Agaricales, Physalacriaceae. The record is from RefSeq and is a predicted model, not a curated record. Gene Ontology annotation, molecular function: damaged DNA binding; single-stranded DNA binding. Gene Ontology annotation, cellular component: DNA replication factor A complex; site of double-strand break; nucleus. Bases 25 to 363 code for a protein of 112 amino acids.